Molecule: messenger RNA, 2524 nt
Organism: Xyrauchen texanus (razorback sucker)
Lineage: Eukaryota; Metazoa; Chordata; Actinopteri; Cypriniformes; Catostomidae
Gene: gabrr3a
Product: gamma-aminobutyric acid type A receptor subunit rho3a
Exons: 8
Coding region: 7-1272 (421 amino acids)
Biological process (GO): regulation of membrane potential; chemical synaptic transmission; nervous system process
Cellular component (GO): GABA-A receptor complex; synapse; neuron projection
Molecular function (GO): extracellular ligand-gated monoatomic ion channel activity; neurotransmitter receptor activity; GABA-A receptor activity
Source: RefSeq, a predicted model, not a curated record
UUUAAAAUGAAGAAGUCUGACAGUACCAAAUCUCUGCUGAUCAAAUCAGAGCAGCUCCUGCGAAUUGAGGAUCAUGACUUCGCCAUGAGGCCUGGUUUUGGAGGCUCAGCUAUUCCAGUUGGUAUUGACGUGCAGGUGGAAAGCAUCGACAGCAUCUCUGAGGUCAAUAUGGACUUUACCAUGACUUUGUACCUUAGACAUUACUGGCAGGAUGACAGACUAGCCUUCCCUUCCAGCAACAACAAAAGCAGAACGUUUGAUGCUCGGCUGGUGAAAAAGAUCUGGGUGCCCGACGUCUUCUUUGUUCACUCCAAGCGUUCUUUCAUUCAUGACACCACCAUGGAAAAUAUAAUGCUCAGAGUCUACCCAGACGGAAACAUUCUUUACAGUGUCAGAAUCACAGUGACGGCUCUCUGCUCUAUGGACUUCAGCAGGUUUCCACUUGACACACAGAACUGCUCUCUAGAGCUGGAGAGUUACGCAUACAAUGAGAAUGACCUCAUGCUCUAUUGGAAGAAUGGGAACAAUUCAUUAAGGACUGAAGAGAUUGCACUCUCGCAGUUUUUUAUUGAAGAAUUCCACCCUUCCUACGGGCUAGCCUUCUACAGCAGCACCGGCUGGUAUAACAGGCUGUACAUAAACUUCAUCCUCAGAAGGCACAUUUUUUUCUUCAUGCUGCAAACAUACUUUCCGACAAUGCUAAUGGUCAUGCUCUCCUGGGUGUCAUUCUGGAUAGACAGGAGAGCUGUCCCGGCUAGAGUCUCUCUAGGAAUCACAACUGUGUUGACCAUGUCUACUAUAAUUACGGGUGUCUCGGCAUCCAUGCCUCAGGUGUCUUACGUGAAGGCUGUGGACAUCUACCUUUGGGCCAGUUUCUUAUUCGUUUUCCUGUCGGUCAUCGAAUAUGCUGCUGUGAACUACUUCACCACCGUGGAAGAGAUGAAAAAACUUGUGAAAGGAAAGGUUAGUCUCCCAGUCUCCUAUGACGCAAACCAGGCUAUGGCAUACGAUGGCUGUUUUCAUGAUGAUAUUGAUGUUUCACCUUUCCCUGACCUCCCAACAACACCUAGCACGAUGCGAACAAUCCCACCCAGGGCCUCAUCCACCGAACCGCCCCCCACUGAAGGCACCAGACUCUGGAGGAAGCGUUCAGUCCGCCACAACAUCAGAUUCAUAAUGAGCAACAGCUACAUGAUUGACUCAUAUUCUAGAAUCCUCUUUCCAGUUGCAUACCUUCUCUUCAACAUCAUCUACUGGUGUAUUUACUCCUGAUUAUCGUAUAGUUUGUCUUUUUCCUGACAAGUCCAUGUAAAAAGUCCAGGAUGAGCCUACUGUUAGCGCACAAGAUAAUUUGAAGUUUAAUACUGAACUGUGGGCCUGAGAUGGCUAUCAAACACUUCAGCUUGGGCAAGAAGCACAAGUGGCCUGAAAAAGUGGACCAUGUUGAUCUUCUCGGUGACAUCAUGUUUGUACAGUUGCUCUGAGGAGGCCUAAAAGUUUUUGAUUCCUCUUUGGAUCUGGAAGUCUUUUGUCUUAAAUGUUCCAAACAAAUUUUUGGGAUGAGAAUAUUAAUCUUAUCCUGACAAUCACAGUGCAAUGGAUGUAUAAAUAGCUGCUUAUCUCACUUCUGUGACAUUUCUCAUGGAAUACAUCCACCACCCCAAGUCCAGCUUUAUCUUCUGUAAUUAAUUAGGUCGAAAGGAGGAACUCAACUUGGGUGUCUUUCUCGUACCAUCCCUUACGUGAGAACAAGGCUACCUGCUUUAACGUGUUCUAGAUAUACAUGUGAACCCUGAUGUGAACAUACAGAUGAGUAAAAGUGUAAGAUAAGCUAAUGAAUUGUAACGAUGAAAUAGCCCAACUGCUAGUCUCACAUAGUUAAGUAAUAAUAAUAUUAAUAAUAAUUCCUUACAUUUAUAUAGCGCUUUUUUAUAUAGUAUAGGGUGAAUCUCCUCAACCACCACCAGUGUGCAGCAUCCGCCUGGAUGAUGCGAUGGCAGCCAUAGUUUGCCAGUACGCUAACCACACACCAGCUAUUGGUGGAGAGGAGAGAGUAGAGUUAUACAGCCAAUUAAUGGAUGGGGAUUAUUAGGAGGCCAUGAUUGACAAGGGCCAGUGGGGGGAAUUUGGCCAGGACAUCGGGGUUACAGCUCUACUCUUUACGAGAAGUGUCCUGGGAUUUUUAAUGACCACAGAGAGUCAGGAUCAAGGUGUAAUGUCUCAUCCGAAAGAUGGUGUCUUUUUACAUUAUAGUGCGCCGUCACUAUACUGGGGCUUUAGGACCCACACAGACCACAGGGUGAGCACCCCCUGCUGGCCUACCUUCUUGCAGCAACCUUAGUUUUCCCCAGGAGGUCUCCCAUCCAGGUACUGGCCAGGCUCAACUCUGCUUACCUACAGUAGGCAACCACUAUAAGUCACUGUUGGCAAAAGUCCAGUUCACAUUACAAUUCUAUGGACAAAGUAAGUUUUGCGUAUGAAACCCCUUGCACAUGUGUUUGUGUGCUGGUAUAAAAAUAAAAAA